Molecule: messenger RNA, 900 nt
Organism: Filobasidium floriforme
Lineage: Eukaryota; Fungi; Basidiomycota; Tremellomycetes; Filobasidiales; Filobasidiaceae
Exons: 3
Source: RefSeq, a predicted model, not a curated record
AUGACCCGAAACGUCCUCACCCACACCACCGCGCUCGCCCUCCUGGCGAUGCCCUCGGUCAUGGCGCACAUGGCCAUCUGGGGGGAUUACGUCUAUGGAGCAGACUCCGGUCCUAUCUAUAACCCGUUGCGAGAUCUUCCAUUCGACCAAUGGUGGUUCCACGGCUACGCAUCCGACACCCCAUCCGGAACCCUCUCCCUCACCCCAGGUGGUACUACCGUCAUGGACAUCGCCUGCCGCAAAGAACAUUCCCUAUACGGCAAUCCCCAAGCUACCGACGUCGCUUGUCCUGUCGACCCUGGGGCGUAUCACGCCGGGGGGACUACUUGCAACGACGAGGCCAGCCUCUUAGGUUGCGCUUUGGCCAUCGCGUACAAACCUACUGGGGCGGAGACGAAGCCCGAGGACUUCAUCGUCAUGUCCAUCCAGGACCGAUGUGUCAGGGAACGGGCUACAUCUUUCCAGAUCCCCAGUAACCUGCCCGCUUGUCCGGAAGGAGGAUGCACUUGCGGGUGGUUCUGGUCGGGGAAGAACUCUGAUCCGGAGAUGUACAUGAACGGAUUCAAGUGCGACGUCCAAGGCGGGGCUGUGGUCUCUUCUUACCCUACCCCAGGGGAACCGACUAAGGGGUCCGACUUGAGCGGCCCGACUCAGCCGUUUUAUUGGGGCAACAGUAUGAACAAUAUCGGAUACCAGUUCGCUGGCGGGAUCGAGGGGAAACCGACUUACAACGCCGCUUACGGGUGGAAGGUCGGCGCUCAGGAGGGUGCGUUUGCCGGAGUGGCUGGAGCUGAAGGUGCUGGAGCGGGGAACACGCAGUCGAUCGCCAACUCUACCAACAACGUCGCCGACCCCGCUGCUCCCGCGCCUGUUGCGCCUAUCGAAUCGGGUUCAGCCCCU